Molecule: messenger RNA, 1494 nt
Organism: Lasiosphaeria miniovina
Lineage: Eukaryota; Fungi; Ascomycota; Sordariomycetes; Sordariales; Lasiosphaeriaceae
Exons: 1
Coding region: 17-1069 (350 amino acids)
Source: RefSeq, a predicted model, not a curated record
CCUAUUCCGUACAAAAAUGGUACAAAACUGCAUCCCCGCUCCCAUUGAAUUGACCGCCUUUCUUGUAGAGGGGAGGCUGGCCCCUCAAAGUCCACUUCGGUUAUCAUUGAGAACAAGUUCAGGGCCGGAAGAGACGGGCAGGAUGGCGGAUGACGGCGGAGCGCUCAAUGGAGGGAACGAAGGACCCCGUGAUGGGAGACAAGGCAAGACAAGGGCGCCAGCCACGACGGCCACUGCCCAUCAUUGGGUGAAUGACACCAACAGCGACAACGACAAUGACAACGGCAACGACAAUGGUAAUGAUAAUGGCUUGGAACCAGGCGCCGAGACGGACGGCAUCCCGGCGACUUUCCCCAAGAAGCGGCGAGGACGCCCACCGGGGCGGCCCAACAUGACGGUGCGCGAGGCCGACUACGACUCAAACCCCCUGGUGCAGGCUUGGAACGCGGCCAAGUCGGAGCGGACCAUGGCCGUCGUGCCCGUCAUGGUGCGCGACGCCCUGACCGAGAGCUCUCUAGUCCACGACACGCAGCGCGCUGUCUUCUGCCUGCCCAGUCGCGAGUCCAUCUACUUUGUCCAAAACUGGAUAACUGCCCGUCACAUCGCGUCGCAGCGCCCCAGCUACGUCAACGGCCUGCUGAUCCACUCCCGCGGUAGCGACGCACCCGUCUCUUGCUCCCAGUGCGCCGAGCGCCGUAACAAGCACGCCCUAGGCCCAUUCCUAACCUGCCGGACCCUGCCCGGAUAUUACCACAGCAGUUGCUCCAACUGCAAGUGGUUUGACAACACCUCCGUCUGCUCUCUUUAUACUGGACCAAAGCCAAACAGGAAGCGAAAGGCCAAGGAGUCUGCUGCUGCGUCUGGCAACGAUGCCGCGGCAGACGCUGCCAUUUCCAUUGAUGCGCAGGACCGAGACGACCAGCCACCGUCUCCUCGACAGCAGGAGCAUGGGACACAUGACCCGAACAUGAACCACGAUAUCCAAAACAGCCAAGAUGGCCACGACGACGUUGGCGUCCAAAUUGAACACUCAGACGCGCACUUUGUCUUGCAUCAUGAGGAAUUCUAAGCAUCCUCUGCAAGCUUGAUCAUGGGGCAACAAGUUAUAACCCGCUCAAUUAGUUGUAUCAGAUGUUGAAAAGAGGGACCAAGUUGCAGCACAUUUGUCAAUACACGGCAAACUUGCUUUGCAAGGAGUAUUUUUUUUAUCACUGCGUGGAGCGAUGCAGUUGAUGUUUAAGCCUCGAGUUGUCGGGCGUUAUAAAGUUUGUGACAGUUCUAGCAAAGAAACUAUCAUACAUACCACUGGUUUAUAUCGAAAUCCAGGCUAGUCAUGGUGGCGAUUCGUUAAUAUUAGAGAGGCGAAUCCUGAUUGCGAGGCGUUGCGAAGCCUGUUGCGUGGGAAUGCUGACACCGUGCCAUCAGUUGCAGUGUUUUAGUCGAGGAGCAGCGUCUCGGGUCCAAAUCGUGUCCACCAGACCUUUGUAGUGUAGG